Molecule: messenger RNA, 1976 nt
Organism: Porites evermanni
Lineage: Eukaryota; Metazoa; Cnidaria; Anthozoa; Scleractinia; Poritidae
Source: the annotation of a GenBank genome assembly
AUGAACCUCUUAGAUUUUAGAAUGUAUUCAACAAAGCUCGCUCUCACAAGGUAUUAUUUCCUACAGUUAAUAUGUUGCUUUGUCUUAAAAGGGUUAUGUCAUGGCGAGCGCCAAAAUGUUUUGGUUAAAGCUGAGCUGAGAUUGUAACUGUUGUUGUGUUCUUAACUCUAAAGGGAAGGGAAAGCUAAGCAUGAUCAGUGUUGGUCAUUAACUUGAAAAAUUUGGCCCCGUUCUUUCAAGCUGCGAUCUGAUUCCAUCCUGGUUAUUAAAUGCCAAAGACCGACAUGCAGUAAAACAUCAUUCUGAAACAAAACUGAGCCAUUCUUUCAUGGAUUUCCUUGAUUGCAAUGAGUUCUUAGGGUUUCAAAGUAUACCAAAGAACCCUGACAUAGUUCCUUUAAUUGAGGUGUAUAAAUCCCAAAAUCAAACCAAGUGAUGUUAUUGGCCACUGUCAGCAGAUGCAGUCAGUGAAAUGAAACAAUCAGUAUGCCAAGUCAGCUGGCUGCAGUUUCCCGUGCUUUAAUACAAAGACAUCUUUGAUGUCAUUGGCCAAUCACAAUAGAUGCAGAAAGUCAAAUGAACCAAUCAGAAUACCAAGUCAGCUGGCUAAAUUUUCCCACGUUUUGAUUCAAGGACAUCUUCAUAGCCAAGUGCGGCAAAAGUCAGUUAUUUUUGUUUACAGGAGCUCUGAUAAAUCGAAAAAGUGAUCAAUAUUUUAUUCAUUCACAAGCAACUUAAAGUAACACAUCUUUCCUUAUUCUACAAGUCCCUAUUUCUAUCUGUCCAAAAUAAAUAAUUUCCUUUAUUUUCUUCAACAGGAAUCAAAGUCAGAGCUCAAUCUGUUCUCAAGAAUAAGAUAAUACUACUAAAACUAAUUAAUUACAUCGUACGGUCAUUUAAAAAUUGUUAUUUUAAAUUGCCAGUCAACAAGUAACAUGAAACUGUUGAGAGGAUGCACAUAACCAAGAUUUACAACAUAUAUUAGAGUGUAUAUAUUACCUUUUAAAUGUACAGCUAAUACUUUAAGCAUAGCAGCGUAUACUACAUUGCUAAACCACAUUAUAAUAACUUUUCCUUUCUUAAGAUGUUGAUCGAUUAAUGAUUAAUCAGAUAAGGGUAAUAGCACCAUUUUAAGACACAACAAAAUAAAAAAGAUACUAGAACAUUGUAUUACUUGUGGAUAAGGUUAUUGAUUGCUGUGUUCAUUGGUGGUGCGAAAUUUCUGUUAUAAAUCCAGGUGUAGUUAAUCGAUAAACUGAUAAUCAAUAAUUCGAAAUCGAUAAAGAGAAAAAGUUGUGACUUCGAUUAAUCUCAAUUUCCGAUAGAAGUUGAUAAUGAUAGCUGUAUUGAUUGUUAUCGAUUAUUAUAGGGAAAGACUUAAGUCAUUCGGUACAAGUUCAACAUUGCUAUCAUUGAGUCAUUCAAUCAUGAUAUUAUGCAGUUUCUUAAUAACUGAUGAAAUACUUAAAAGACUUGUGUGCACAGUGAAAAAACAGCUUUCACCGACCAAAUACAACCCCUUAUGCCAAAAGAUGGCGGCAUUCUGGAGGUCUUCAAUGCCCGUGUAUAUAAAGUAAAAACCCACAUAUAAGAACCUAAGUUUUUCCAAGCUAGGCUAAGAAGGUUCUAAUAAAAAUGGUGCUAACUGGAAAAUUAGGGUACUCAGGUUCUUAAACAGGUUCUUAUUUUUAAAAAUAAAUAAGGUGUUUGUCAUUGGUGGGUGUGGCCUGUUUGGGGCCUAUUAUGACAAGCAUUUUUAUGCCAUUUAUGAAGUUUAUACAUUUUCCUAACUGGUAGAGCUUGUUCUAUGAAAUGUGUGUAUUCAGUUCUUGACUGAAUGUUUCAAAAUUGUAGGCUAAAACAGGUUCUUAUGUAAAAGGGGUCUAAAUAGACAAUCUUAGCCUAACAGGUUCUUAAAAUCUAGGUUCCCAUUCGCGGGUUGUAACUGUACCGUAUUGAACUGGAUUCCAAUGUGA